Molecule: messenger RNA, 1395 nt
Organism: Saprolegnia diclina VS20
Lineage: Eukaryota; Oomycota; Saprolegniomycetes; Saprolegniales; Saprolegniaceae
Exons: 2
Coding region: 139-1203 (354 amino acids)
Source: RefSeq, a predicted model, not a curated record
GCCGAUCCUGUUUAAAGAUCACUACAUGGUGGUCGCCCAACGCUCACCAGGUGGUGACUUCCUCGACGAGCACGCUGUUGCAAACUCGCCAACUCUCUACAGCGUGCCCAGGUCGCCGAAGAAAGUACUCCGCUCCUCAUGAAGCUCCUUCUGCAGCUAGCGACAGCGCUGCUCCUUCUCGCUGCCAGUGAUGCCAAGACAACGCCGGCCGUGUGCAAGAACAAGACGUGCGUGACUGCAUCCGGCGACACAUGCGACCGAUCGACGUCAACGUCCUGCGGCGCCUGCAUGAGCGUCUCGGACUCGGGCACUGUCUCCUGCAAGGACACCAACUUCUUUGGCCUCUGCUCGUCGUCGACCAAGUGUGGCACCUGGUCGUCGACCUCGUCGGGCUCUGGCUCGGGCUCUGGUACUGGAAACACGACGACGACGGCGCCCGUGUCCACGACAGAGUCCCCCCAAUCGCCCCAGCCGACCCAGCCUACGCAGCCGCCACAGCCGACGCAGCGCCCUUCAGAUCAAACUACCACGCCGGCCCCGACAGACGACGCGAGCUCGGCCACAGCCGAGCCGACGGCCGCACCUGCGACCUCGCCGCCGUCAUCGUCCACAAACUGGGCUCUCUAUGGUGGCAUCGGCGGCGGUGUUGUCGGACUCUUCCUCAUCAUCGGUAUCGCAUGCUGCAUCAUUCGCAAGCGCCGCAACGACGAAGACGACGACGAUGACGUCGGACACUACGCCAACAAGGCGCAGUCGACGCCGCCCGCGCAAGUGGCCAUCCCGAUGACGACCAUGGCGACGCAGCCGGCGCCGCCCAUGUACGCCGUGCCCGAGCCGGCACCGGUCUUUGCGCUGCCGAUCUCGCCCCGUAGCAGUUCGAGCAACACGAGUCUGCCGCGCACGAGCGCCAUGAGUGGCUACGAGGUGGCGACGAACCCGCUCGUCAACUUUGUGGCGCGCGCGUCGGUCGAGACGGACACGGCGCCGUACCGCCAGACGAUCGCGCAAAAGUUCAACCACUUGGAGAACUUCAACGAGGGCGUCGGGAGCGAUUCGGAGAGCGACUCGUCCAGCUUCCAUCGUCAGCGCACGUCGACGGACGGCAGCUUCAACAUGAGCGACGGCUCCAACGACAGCUUUGUCAUCACCCGCACCGAAGACGACCGAAAGGAGAAUGGCACCGCGUGCUCGGUGGAAUUUUAGGAUUUUAAUAUAAGCCGACAGUAUAGGAGGACUCUGCGUGCUGCUACUGUCGUGACUUCGUUGCUAUAGACGCACUUGGCUGCUAAAUACUCCGAGUACCGGUAUAAGGAAUAAAAGAAAGACGGGAACGGGUGUCUUACUCGUUGGCAGUCGUUCAUGCUACGAGGACGCUGUCUCGAACUCGUUCAUGUG